AUGCUUGAGCUCAUGACAGGCCGCAACGUCACCACCAAUUCGCUCGUCAUUCCCUCCGAGAAAGAAACGGAUCAGCAACUGCACCUUUUAGAAUGGGUCCAGCAGCAGCUGGCUCAAUCUGGCAGCAACAACAGGAUGGGAGCAGGCCUUAAGGACCCACGCAUGGAGGCGAGGGAUGAGUUGGUGUUGAGGGUGGUGCAGCUGGCGCUGCGAUGCACCGACAAGCAGAGCGCCACACGGCCGGCCAUGGGGGUGAUUGUAGCCGAGCUGGAGGCCGUGCUGGUGGCGCUGGGCGGCGAACGUAGCAACUCUGCCGCCCGGCAGGUGGAUCUAGAGGUGGAGUCACAGAGGGAGCCAGCCAGAGAUUUGGAUGCAGAUUUUGCUCUUCUUGAUGCAUUGCUGAAAGGGAACUGA
Molecule: messenger RNA, 414 nt
Organism: Closterium sp. Naga37s-1
Lineage: Eukaryota; Viridiplantae; Streptophyta; Zygnematophyceae; Desmidiales; Closteriaceae
Source: the annotation of a GenBank genome assembly